AUGGGUAACUACUCGAAAGCACUUGAAUUUUACGACAAAUCACUUGAAAUAAGAGAAAAAGCUCUGCCUCCGAAUCAUCCCGAUUUGGCUACUUCCUACAACAACAUCGGCAUGGCUUAUUCCGGACAAGGUGAUUACCCAAAAGCACUUUCAUAUCUAGAAAAGGUACUUGCUAUCCGAUAAAAAUCACUCCCGCCAACACAUCCUCUUAUUGAAACGACAAUAGAUAACAUUGACAUUGUGAAAAAGAAAAUGUAACUGUGUUGUUUUUGCUUCUCGCUUACUCAAUAAAUUGAUUUCAAUUGCUAUUCACCUCACUUCCUGGCUUUUCUCGGCUCAUUUUCGCGUACGCGCGUGCGACCAGGGAGACCCCCUGUAAGCCCGCAAUGGGUACAUGCAGAGCGGACCACGCCGGACUGGUAAGACAUGAUCAUAGGUGUGAC
Messenger RNA from Rotaria sp. Silwood1, 443 nucleotides. Lineage: Eukaryota; Metazoa; Rotifera; Eurotatoria; Philodinida; Philodinidae. The record is from the annotation of a GenBank genome assembly.